AUGUCAAAAGAGCAGCCUAUCAAUAUUGCUGGCACCCAAAUACCAGUGACAGCCGUACAUGGUGAUAUUGACAUUCCGGCGGUACUUCGCUUCCCACCUUUUGUAGAUUGGGUCAAUGCUUUGUCAAAAGAAACACAUGACGAUUUGGAAAAAGAAUUAGAAGUUAAGAAAGUUGAAAUUCAAAAUGUGGAUUACUUUGGGCCAAAGCUUGGGUUUAUAAAAUUCAAAAUUGAUGCACGAUUAAAGGAAAACGGAAAGAAUAUUCCAGGAAUAGUUUUUAUGCGAGGUGGCUCUGUAGCGGUAUUAUUGAUUCUUCGGUCCAAGGAGAAUGACGGUAGUAUCGUAUCAGAACACGUGGUUCUUACAGUCCAACCACGUAUAGCUGUUCCGUCAUUUGGAUUCCCGGAGCUACCAGCAGGAAUGUUGGAUGGAUCUGGAAAUUUUGCUGGAAAGGCAAGCGAGGAAAUAAAGGAAGAAACUGGGCUAGAAAUUAAGGAUCAUGAACUUAUAGACAUGACCGGAUUAUCUUUUGGUGAAAAGUAUCGUGGCGCAUAUCCUUCACCUGGAGGAUGUGAUGAAUUCAUGAGGUUAUGUCUAUGCAUAAAGGAAAUGCGACGCGAACAAGUGCAGGAAUUGGAGGGAAGAUUGUGCGGCUUAAGAGAACAUGGCGAGAGUAUUACUGUUAAGCUUGUAAAACUGAAUGAUUUAUGGAAGAUACCCGAUAUGAAAGCAUUGUCGGCUUUAACCCUAUAUAAUGAAUUGCGUAGGGAAGUGUCGGUCUUUUUUAUGAAUACGUCUCAUUCUGUCACCAACGGAAACCAUUCUUCCGAAAAAAAUGGAGUACACUACUUUAAUGGGAGUGGUGUAGCAUCAAAUGGCAAUGACAAUGAUAUUAAAAUCAAUUCGAAUGGAAGAAACGGUUCAAAUAACGACUCGCAUGUUUAUCAUAUGCCAGAUUCUUAUGUUAAUGGAGCUUCACCGGUUACUCCGUCUAAUGGAGUAUUUGACCACUCAAAACAGGACCCCGAGACAGUUAUCGAAAUAAGUCCUAAUGGCAGAUAUGCUAAACUGAACACGGUUUUGGGAAAAGGAGCUUACAAGGUCGUCUGGAAAGCCAUUGAUCGUGAUGAAGGUUAUGAAGUUGCGUGGAAUUGCUUUCAGACUACACGAGCUGAAUAUAUUGAAUUAAAUCAAGAAAUCGAAAUUUUAAGACAAGUUCGGCAUCCGAAUAUUAUCAAUUUUCAUUACUGUUGGUAUAAAGAUGCUGAAUUCAUUUUUGUCACAGAAUUGAUGACAUCUGGGACUUUGCGGGAAUAUAUUCGUAAACUCUCGCUACCGAAUCCCAAAAUCGUGAAACGAUGGUCUCGACAGAUACUCAAAGGUCUAAUAUAUCUUCACUCACACGAUCCGCCAAUCAUCCACCGUGAUAUCAAAUGCGAUAACAUAUUCAUUAAUGGGGCACAUGGCGAAGUGAAAAUCGGCGACAUGGGAACCGCCAAAAUGAAACUUGGAAAGAAGUAUACCGUCAUCGGAACGCCUGAGUUUAUGGCUCCCGAAAUGUACGAAGAACGAGGGUAUAACGAAAAAGUGGAUAUUUAUGCUUUCGGGAUGUGUCUUUUAGAAAUGGUCACUGGCGAAUAUCCUUAUAGCGAAUGUAAGAAUGCCGCUCAAAUAUAUAAAAAAGUCAUUCAAGGUACAAGACCGGAAAGUCUAGCAAAAGUUCAAGACGAAGAAAUUCUAGACUUGAUAAAUAAUUGUUUGAGUCCUGAAAAUGAAAGAUAUACCGCUGAACAAAUAGUGGUCCAUCCUUUCCUCACAGUGGAACCUGAGGUAGUGUUAAUAGCAGCGGAUGAGAGAAGAACUCAUCUGAAACUGCAAGUAGUCUUUAAAGGGAUGGAUAAUUUGUCGGUUAAAUUUGAUUUUAAAGUGGAAAAAGAUACUGCAGAGGAAGUAGUUAAAGAGAUGAUUGACGAAAGUGUUCUGCCUCAAAAAUACCAACAAUUUAUUACGCAUGAGAUCAAUCGAAUUUUGCGUGAUUUGAAUAAAGCAUCGAAAGAUGAUGAUUCGAAUGACGAAAUUCGACAUUGGAAUUCCCUGCCAGGAACACCGCCUUUUCCCGGUGGCAUUUCCCCCCAUUUGCCUCCACACAAUUCACCAGGAUCUUUUGCACUACCCUUAACACUUGAUCGUGAUAAUAGUCCAAACUCCACAAGUUCUGGGCCAGUAACAUCAGAUUCAUUACGCAGAACACAAGAAUGGCAAGCAGAGGAAUUAGAAGAUAUAUUACCGUUAAAAGAUUAUCCGAAUGAAACUCCAAUAGAAGAUUUCGUUCACGAAACAGCGGUUGCUACUAAUCGUGAUCCUGAAAAGGCCAAAGAAUGGACAACAAAACUAAAGCAUCAAGAUAUUAUGACAAUUGGUGAUCUACGUGAUCUAUUAGAGGAAGAUUGGGCCGGAAUUGGUCUGACGGUAUUUGCAUCACGUGCUCUAAAAAAUGCAUUGUAUGGCAAAUCAUUGCGAAGUCCAGGUUUAUAUCCACGGUCAAUGGGAUCUUCAAGUGCCAACAUUAGCGGUGGCGAAGAAGGAUUAUAG
Ambispora gerdemannii is the source of this 2592-nucleotide messenger RNA. The record is from the annotation of a GenBank genome assembly. NCBI's taxonomy places the organism in Eukaryota, Fungi, Glomeromycota, Glomeromycetes, Archaeosporales, Ambisporaceae.